AUGGGUGGUAUUGGCUUUAAGGAGGGGGCUAACUGGAACAAAGUGCUAAUAGCUAAAUUUUUUUGGGCUGUUUCUUCUAAGCAAGACAUUCUGUGGGUGAAAUGGAUUGAUUCCAUUUAUCUUAAGGGGCAGAAUUUUUGGGAUUACAAAGUCCAACAGGAUGUGAGCUGGUAUUGGAGGAAGAUAGUCAAUAUGAGAGUUGUUUUUCCAUCAAAAAUCCUGGAUGAGGCAGCCAAGAGCAACAAGAUUAGUUUGAGAGCUGUGUAUAACAGGAUGCUUAAUAAGGAUAGAGUUUCUUUUGCAAAUGUGGUUUGGUGUACUAUAGAUUUGCCUAAACAUAGGUUUAUUUUGUGGCAAGCCACUCUUGGUCACCUUCUCACCCGUGACAAGUUACAUUUUUGUCAGCUGAAGUUGUCUUCCUUACUCUGCCCAGUUUGUGAAGAGGAGCAGGAAUCUCAUUCCCAUCUAUUUUUUGCUUGUCCUUUUUCUCAACAGGUUAGAUAA
Molecule: messenger RNA, 504 nt
Organism: Humulus lupulus (European hop)
Lineage: Eukaryota; Viridiplantae; Streptophyta; Magnoliopsida; Rosales; Cannabaceae
Exons: 1
Coding region: 1-504 (167 amino acids)
Source: RefSeq, a predicted model, not a curated record